GCUGAGGAGGCGAAGGCGGCUGACGGGAGGGCCCAUGGCGGAGACGGAGACGCCGAGCUCGUCGCUAGUGGCGGCCGUGCUGGAGGCCGUGCAGCGCUCCUCGGGUCGCCUGGAGAAGGAGGGCCUCGGCGGGCGUAUCUCCCGCCUCUCCGACCGAGUGGAGGAGCUCAAGGGCGAGGUUUGCCGCAUGAUCAACGAGCGAUAUGUGGAGUUCCUUCCCAGCAUGCAGAAUGCCAAAGAGUUGGAGUCUGAAGCAGCGAAGCUGUCCAGCAGCAUCGAUCAGUUGAAGUCUAUGAUCGAGACAGAGGUGCAGCAGGACCUGACUGUGGCCAUUGCGGAAUUUACAGAGCUGAAGCAGCAGCUGGAGAGAGACACCCUCAUCCUGAGUGUGCUGAAACAGCUGCAGGAGUUUGAUUCUGCCCUACAGCAGUCCAGCGCCAUGUUGACGGAGAAGAAGUACGUCCCUGCGGCACACCACUUGAAAAAGGCCCAGAGGUGUCUGAAGCUGAUGGAGUCCCGUCGGGGCUUUGAGCUGAAGAUUCUGAGGGCGUUCCACAUUGAACUCGUCACGCAAACCGAGAACCUCCUCGGCGUUUUGGGAGAGGAGUGGCAGCGGCUGGCUGUGUGGCGGCUUCCUCAGUCAAAAGAACCCGGCAGCCUGGAGUCGGCCUUACAGACAGAGCUGCGCCUGCACAGAGCGCUCCCCGGGGAGGACGCGGGGGUCGGCCCCUCCGCUACGUCGGUGCUGCGGGGGCUUGCAAUCCUGGGCGAGCUCCGCUACAGGUUUAAGGUCUUUGGCCAGCUCCUGCUGAGCUACAUCCUCAAGCCAUUGGUCUGUUACCCGUCGUUGCAGCCCGCACUGCAGGAGCAGUCCAAUGCCGUCGCGCUGCGGUUAGAGUCUGUGGGCACCCCGCCGGGGCCCCCAUCCCCCGUGGAGGUGUUCGUGAAGCUCCAGCUCGUGCUCGAGGUUCUCCACAAGCAGCUGUUGGCUGAUCCCCCCGACCCCCGUUCCGAAGACGAGAGUGACGCCGGGCCGGUCUUGGCGGAGGCGCUGGGCGAGGCCAUCUGGAAGGAGCUCUCCGACUGCCUGACGUACCACUGCUUGGUGCAUUCGAUUCCAAACAGCAGCAGCAAACUUGGGCAGUACAUCGAGGUUAUUAACGCCACGGAGCAGUUUGAGCGAGCCUUGAAGGACAUGCGGUUUUUAAAGGAGGAUUCCACGGACCUGCUGACGUAUGCCCGCAACGUCGAUCGCCACUUUGCCGAUAAGAAGUGCCAGGACGUAAUCGUGACCGCGAGACACUUGAUGAUGGCGGAAAUACACAACACGGUCAAGGUCACCCCGGAGCCCUCGGAAGCUCUGCCUAAACUGCCGGACCCUGCAGCGGGCGACCACUCCGACGCAGUGGUGCUCUUCAAGGCACUUCCUGUCCAAGGGGGGGACCUGGAGACCAAAGCCCGGCUCAGCCCCCACACCCUUUCCUUCCCCACCUGCUGCAUCAGCGAAUCCGUACGGGAACUGGUGGCGCUGGCUUACCAGACGCUCGAGGAGGCCUCGGCCAGCACCGAUCAGUACAGUGCCCAGCUCUUCUAUCUGGUGCGGAACAUCUUCUACCUGUUCUGGGACGUCGUGCCGAUGUACCACAAGGAGAAACUUCAGAAGCUCCCCCAGCUGGCCGCGAUCCACCACAACAACUGCAUGUAUAUCGCUCACCAUCUCCUGACCCUGGGCCACCAGUUCCAGGGGCGCCUCAGCGGGCUCCUGUGUGACGGGACGGCCACCUUUGUCGACCUGGUGCCGGUCUUCAGGAGGCUCGGCACCGAAUGUUUCCUAGCCCAGAUGCAAGUGCAAAAGGGAGAACUCCUGGAGAGGCUGUCGAGCGCCAGGAGUUUCUCCACCGUGGACGACGAGGACAGCUACGCCGCGGCAAACAGAGCCGUGCGGCAGGCUCAUCCCAGCGAACUGCCCGGGUAUCUGUCCCCCCGGGCCUCCCGUCCCACUUGCUCAUUCUGCGUCACCUUGCAGGAUAUCUCCGCCGAGAAUGCGGACAGGCUGUACGCGCUUUGCCAGAUGAUGGUGGCGGAAGGGCCCCAGGUGUUUGUGCCUCUGCCCGAGGAAGAGCAGAACAGGCGCUUCCAAGAAGAAGUCCCGCUCUACGUACCGAAAUGGAUGAUGUUCAAGGAGCUCAUGUUGGUGUUGCAGGCCAGUCUCCAAGAGAUCAUGGACCGGUGGGCAGACAGCAAAGGACCCCUGGCUGCUGAAUUCUCCCCGAGCGAGGUGAAGAAUCUAAUCCGAGCCCUGUUCCAGAACACAGAGCGGAGGGCGGCUGCCCUGGCAAAAAUCAAAUAGCUUCAAGCAUCACUUUUGUACCUGAAAACGUCUUCCAGGAAGCCCAGCGGUCAGCCUGGGCCACAGCCCCCCCCAUGGGAUUUGACCGUACCCCCCACACACGCACACACACUCGAAGACCUCUUCUGGCUCUGUGUGCAGGUACUUCCUGGAGACCCAAAGAAAGUGUGUGGGGGGGUAAUCACCGUCUGAUGCAAUGACUGGGGGACUGUGGUGACCGCACCUCCCGUGCCCCCUCACCCCCAAGAUAGGUGCCUGACGAUGCAGGGUCCCAGUCUGUUUGCUACUUGAAGGGAGAUCUGACUUGUCCUGUUUUAAUUCCUGGGCAUCAGAAGGGUUUGUAGAUCUUCCCAAUGCUUUCGUUUCCUGCUUUGGCUAUUUGGAGAACUGCUUUGGGCCCAUGAGCUGCAGCACUCCCUCUGCCCGGGGGGCUCAGGUGUCCCUUGGUUGCGGGUCCAGAUAGACAAGCAUCUAUGCAGCUUCUUUCGAGGGGAUGCACCCUUUGCAUUCUGUACCUCCUCUCUCUCUCUCUCUCUCUCUCUCUCUCUCUCUUUCUUUCUCUCUCUCUCU
Gekko japonicus is the source of this 2920-nucleotide messenger RNA. RefSeq names its product zw10 kinetochore protein (gene ZW10). NCBI's taxonomy places the organism in Eukaryota, Metazoa, Chordata, Lepidosauria, Squamata, Gekkonidae. Gene Ontology annotation, cellular component: nucleus; chromosome, centromeric region; RZZ complex. The transcript is spliced from 15 exons. The record is from RefSeq and is a predicted model, not a curated record. Gene Ontology annotation, biological process: mitotic spindle assembly checkpoint signaling; endoplasmic reticulum to Golgi vesicle-mediated transport; mitotic cell cycle. Bases 35 to 2350 code for a protein of 771 amino acids.